This is a messenger RNA of Sclerotinia sclerotiorum 1980 UF-70, 2613 nucleotides long. RefSeq lists its product as hypothetical. The record is from RefSeq and is a predicted model, not a curated record. The coding region runs from base 1 to 2613 and encodes 870 amino acids. The transcript has 3 exons. Gene Ontology annotation, cellular component: eukaryotic translation initiation factor 3 complex. Gene Ontology annotation, biological process: translational initiation. Lineage: Eukaryota; Fungi; Ascomycota; Leotiomycetes; Helotiales; Sclerotiniaceae. Gene Ontology annotation, molecular function: RNA binding; translation initiation factor activity; translation initiation factor binding.
AUGUCUAGAUUCUUUCGUGGCGACAGUUCCAGCGAGAGCAGCUCCGACGAGGAGGAGGAUCUCUACUCUGACGACGAAGAAGUUCAAGAGCAACCCGAAGAAGAAUCUGAAGAAGAUGAUUCGGAGGAGGACGAUGAUGAUGAUGACUCCGAUUCCAGCAGCGAUGAUGGAGUUGGCAAAAAGACCGGCGCGAACGCUUUCUUGAAAGAUGACUCCGAUUCCGAUAGUGAGAGCAGUGGAGAUGAGGGAGUUAAGGUCGUAAAGUCUGCGAAGAACAAGCGAUUCGAAGAACUUGAGGCGACCGCGAAAGCCAUCGAAAAUGGCGAGAAGAUUAAUGAUUGGGGAUCGAUCUCGGCAGAGUUCGAUAAGCUCAACCGACAGGUCGCCAAACUUCUACAAUCCGGCACAACUCCAAAGGUUUACAUCAAAGCACUCGCCGAGUUGGAAGAUUUCAUGAAUGAAACCUUGGCGAAGCAGAAGGUGACGCCAAAGAAGAUGAACGCAACCAAUUCUAGAGGUUUGAAUGCUGUUAAGCAGAAGCUCAAGAAGACCAGCAAGGAGCAUCAGAAGGACAUCGACUCUUUCAGAGCGGACAAGGAUGCAUACAUGGAAUCAGAAGACGAGGAAGUCGUGGCACCAAAACCAAAGAAAGCCAAGUCCUCAGCUGCAGCUCAAAAUCUUGUCAUUGACGGUGAUGAUGAUGAAGGAUGGGGUACUGUUGGUAAGGGCGGACGAACUCUUCAAUUCACGCCAGAGAGUAUUCUUAAGCACUUGAGGACCAUUCUCGAGUCCCGAGGUAAAAAGAAUACCGACCGCAAUGAGCAAAUUAAGAUCAUGGAAAAGUUGUAUGAAGUAGCAGCUACUCCUUACCAACGCAUCAGAGUCCUCUUGACCCUUAUUUCCACAAGAUUCGACAUGACUACUGGUACUCAAACUUUCAUGUCCCAAGAGCAAUGGAAGGCAGCGGAGAAGGAAUUCGCAACAUUACUGAGUGUCGUCGAAACAAACCGGGAAUUUGUGGUUGUGGAGACCGCAGAACCAUGGGAGGAUGAUGAAAAGCUUCCUACGGUUGCCGAUGGCGAAAAGUUCAAGAUUCCAGGAAGCAUAGUCUCUUUUGUCGAAAGACUCGAUGACGAGCUUACAAGAUCACUUCAACAUAUCGAUCCCCAUACUGCCGAGUACAUCGAACGCCUUUCUGAUGAGAGUGAUCUUUACAACAAUAUCGUCAGAACUAUGUUGUACCAAGAAGAAAUUAGCAAGGACGAAAGCUUGACUGAACCCCAACGCAGCUUGAACAGAGUUGUUAUGAGAAGAUUGGAGCACGUAUACUUCAAGCCAUCUGCAGUCAUCAAGAUACUCGACGAAAAUUGCUGGAAAGCAAUCCCCGCAGAGCUCGACUCCACCAUCACACCAAGAGGCUCCGUUCAAGAUGCCAAGACCUUGGUCAAUAUUCUCUGCAACUACCUUUACAUCAACACUGAGGGCGAGGGACUCACCAAAGCACGGGCUAUGCUUUGCCAGAUCUAUUUCGAGGCUCUACACGACAACUACUACAAAGCUCGUGAUAUGAUGCUUAUGUCUCACUUGCAAGAAACUAUCAAUUCGUUCGACGUUCACAGCCAAAUCUUGUUCAACCGCACCCUUGUUCAAGUUGGUCUCUGUGCUUUCCGAGCCGGCUUGGUGUAUGAAGCUCAAACAACCCUCCAAGAAAUCUGUGGUAGUGGCCGUCAAAAGGAAUUGCUUGCACAAGGUGUCAUGAUCCAGAGGUAUAACCAAGUCACCCCAGAUCAAGAACGUCUCGAAAAACAACGUCAACUUCCAUUCCAUAUGCACAUUAACCUCGAACUUCUUGAAUGUGUAUACCUCACCUGUAGUAUGCUUCUCGAAAUUCCUCUAUUUGCACAAACUGGUUCAUCUCCCGACAUCAAGAAGAGAAUUAUCAGCAAGACCUACAGACGUAUGCUCGAAUAUCAUGAGCGUCAAAUCUUCACUGGACCUCCUGAGAACACUAGAGAUCAUGUCAUGCAAGCAUCAAAGGCGUUAGCUCAAGGUGAAUGGAAAAAGGCCACCGAUUAUAUCCAUUCGAUCAAGAUUUGGGAGCUCAUGUCCAAGCCUGAGGAAAUUAAGGCAAUGCUCUCAGCACAGAUUCAAGAAGAAGGUCUCCGAACAUAUCUUUUCACCUACGCUCCUUAUUACGAUACUUUAUCCGUCAACAGACUCUCAUCAAUGUUUGAACUCCCUGACCGAAAGGUUGCUGCCAUUGUUAGCAAGAUGAUUAGUCACGAGGAACUUGCAGCCGCAUUAGAUCAAGUCAACUCUUCAAUUAUCUUCAGAAAGGGUGUUGAGUUGAGCAGACUCCAAAGCUUAGCAUUGAGCCUUAGCGACAAAGCUAGUGGCUUGAUUGAAAGCAAUGAGCGCACACUUGAGACAAGAACACAAGGCACAGCUAAUGCUUUCGAAAGACAAGGUGGCAGAGGUGGACGUGGUGGUAACAGAGGAGGUCGUGGUGGUAACCGUGGUGGACGUGGUGGUAUCUCCAAUGCUCCAAGGCAAGCUGGUGGAACACAAUUCACUGGUGGUGCUUUAGGAGCUGCUGUUGGUAGCAGAGCUUAA